This is a messenger RNA of Diceros bicornis minor, 1860 nucleotides long. It is a transcript of the gene EBAG9, whose product is annotated as estrogen receptor binding site associated antigen 9. The transcript has 8 exons. Gene Ontology annotation, cellular component: secretory granule. Lineage: Eukaryota; Metazoa; Chordata; Mammalia; Perissodactyla; Rhinocerotidae. The record is from RefSeq and is a predicted model, not a curated record. Bases 516 to 1157 code for a protein of 213 amino acids.
CCGCCGGCUUUCCCCUCCACGGCCGACUGCCCCUCGGGGGUACUGUUUCCGGGUCAGGGUGACCCCUGGGGUGAAGGAACUACGACAGGAGCAGCCCCGGGCGGGCAGCGCUCACCAUGCCGGGCUCACGCGUGGGACACCGGCCUGUGGGGCGCCGGCCCCUAAACCCCCGUGUCCCCCCAUCCGCCCCCCGCAGGGACAUUUGCCCGACCUUCCUGCUCUUCCUCUACAGGCCUUGCUCCUUCCCAGGCAGAUUGUUCCAAAAUCCAAUUCCCAGCCCACCCGGCACCCGCUUCCAGCCAGUUAGAGCGUUUCACGAAACGCCGUGCGCAUGGCGUUGGGUUGUGUAACCCGAAAACGCUCUUGCCGUUUUUCUCGUCUGUACAGUGGGUAUGAUUUUUUUUUUUCCCAUCAGCUAAUUUCAGGAUCCCCAAAUAUGUGAACCAGUGGACUAGAUGAUCUCUAUGGUUACUUCCAACUUAUUAGCUGUGUAACUUUGGGUUUUGAUUCCCACCAUGGCUAUCACACAGUUUCGGUUAUUUAAAGUUUGUACCUGCCUAGCAACAGUAUUCUCAUUCCUAAAGAGACUAAUAUGCAGAUCUGGCAGAGGACGGAAAUUAAGUGGAGACCAAAUAACUCUGCCAACUACAGUUGAUUAUUCAUCAGUUCCUAAACAGACAGAUGUUGAAGAGUGGACUUCCUGGGAUGAAGAUGCACCCACAAGUGUAAAGAUUGAAGGAGGGAAUGGCAAUGUGGCAACACAACAAAAUGCUUUGGAACAACUGGAACCUGACUACUUUAAGGACAUGACACCAACUAUAAGGAAAACUCAGAAAAUCAUUAUUAAGAAGAGAGAACCAUUAAAUUUUGGCAUCCCAGAUGGUAGCACAGGUUUCUCUAGUAGAUUAGCAGCUACACAAGAUAUGCCUUUUAUUCAUCAGUCUCCUGAAUUAGGUGACUUAGAUACCUGGCAGGAAAAUACCAAUGCAUGGGAAGAAGAAGAAGAUGCUGCUUGGCAAGCAGAAGAGGUUCUGAGGCAGCAGAAGAUAGCAGACAGAGAAAAGAGAGCAGCAGAGCAACAAAGGAAGAAAAUGGAAAAGGAAGCACAGCGGCUAAUGAAGAAGGAACAAAACAAAAUUGGCGUGAAACUUUCAUAACAAAUGUUCUUCAAGUGUCAUUGUGCCAGGAGGAGAAAUCUGAGCUCCACGACCCAGCAACAUGUGUAUGGAUUUAAGAGUAUUUUCCAAAUACAAACACACUGCUUGAUUUUACUGCAUUCAUCAGACCAUCCCAGACACCAGGAUUCUCCCAAAGUACCUUGAAUUCUUAGUGAUGGAGACUCAAAAGAACAACAAAGAUUUAUGAGAAUGUUGUCUUCAAUAUGCUCCAAGUGUAAGACAAUUGUUUGCUAUAGGGAAAUGAUUACAAAUGGAAUAUAACAGUACCUCUUCAAGCUAGUGUUUCUAGCUGAAUAAAUGGAUGUAAAUAAUUUUAUGGUGGGACAGAACUCUGCUGUCUAUAAUGCUUUCCUUCCAUGUGCAUAAUGAUAAAAUAAAUAAUUUUAAAUAGUCUUUUGUUUCCAUGAUUAUCUGACCUAAAUCAGACAAACUGCAGGGCUUUUACUUUAUUUUUAUUGUCAGAAGCUGGUGUUGGCGCACAUUGCCUCUAAUUUGAACUGGUAUUGUUUAUGUUUGAUACAGUAUUAAGGAAUUUGACGAUUUUUGUUUUCAAGAAAAUGACAUUAAAUGCAAUAUUUUAUUUAUCAUAAAGAUUUUGUACAUCAUUGUGUUCUUUUAGUUGGUAUUGUAAUGUUAUACAUAUUUGUAAUUUAUAUUGCAUGUAUAAACAUAUUGAAAAUCA